GCUCUUCACUCUGUUUGAACACACUGGUUGUAAUAACAACACAACACAACACAUUGCUUAUGUUCAUUCAUCUAAUUCAUAAACCCUAGCUCUAACCUAUACAUACAUCUCUACACACACAAUCAAAUUCCAACAAUGGCGAAAAUUUCGUUAGGUUUAGCGCUAUAUGUAUUGUUACUUUCACUCCUCUGUUUCCAUUCAGUUGUGAUUGAUUCAGCUGUAUCCAGCAUUGAUCUCGGUUCCGAAUCGUUAAAUGUAGCCGUUGUGAAUCUAAAACCAGGUCACCUCCCCAUCUCGAUCGCAAUCAACGAAAUGUCGAAGCGAAAAUCGCCCGCAUUAGUCGCGUUCCACUCCGGCAAUCGCUUGAUCGGUGAAGAAGCGGCUGGUUUAGUUGCGCGGUAUCCGAAUAAAGUGCUUUCGAGUUUUCGGGAUUUGAUCGGCAAAUCUCACGAGUUUGCGAAAAAUGCGUUGGAGAGAAUGUACUUGCCUUUUGAAAUUGUGGAUGAUCCGGAGCGAAAUGUGGUUGCGAUUAAUGCUGAGGGUGAUGGUGAUAGUUAUGUUGUUUAUUCGGUUGAGGAAUUGGUGGCGAUGGUGUUAGGCUUCGCUUCGCGAUUGGCGGAGUUUCAUGCUAAGGUUGAGGUGAAAGAUGUGGUGAUUAGUGUGCCGCCUUAUUUUGGACAAGUGGAGAGGAAGGGGAUAAUGCAAGCCGCUGAGUUGGCGGGGAUUAAUGUCUUGGCAUUGAUUAAUGAGCAUUCGGGGGCUGCAUUGCAGUAUGGGAUUGAUAAGGAUUUUUCGAAUGAGUCUAGGAAUGUGGUUUUUUAUGAUAUGGGUUCCGGGAGUACUUAUGCGGCUCUUGUUCAUUUUUCGGCUUAUAAGACCAAGGAGUUUGGCAAGACUGUUUCAGUGAAUCAGUUUCAGGUCAAGGAUGUUAGAUGGGACCCAAAGUUGGGAGGUCAAGAUAUGGAACUAAGACUAGUGGAGCAUUUUGCUGAUGAGUUCAACAAACAGGUUGACAGUGGAAUUGAUGUAAGAAAGUCUCCGAAAUCCAUGGCUAAAUUAAAGAAACAGGUCAAGCGUACAAAAGAAAUUCUUAGUGCAAACACCAUGGCCCCGAUCUCAGUUGAAUCUAUUUAUGAAGAUCGUGACUUCAAGAGUUCGAUAACUCGUGAGAAGUUUGAAGAGCUCUGUGAAGAUUUGUGGGAAAGAUCUCUAGUUCCUCUUAAGGAAGUUCUUAAGCAUUCUGGUUUGCAGGCUAAUGACUUAAAUGCAGUGGAGUUGAUCGGAGGUGCAACCCGUGUACCAAAGUUGCAGGCUAAACUCCAGGAAUUUUUAGGCAGAAAAGUUUUAGACAAGCAUUUGGAUGCUGAUGAAGCUAUAGUUCUUGGCGCCUCUUUGCAUGCUGCCAACUUGAGUGAUGGGAUAAAAUUGAACCGUAAGAUUGGGAUGAUUGAUGGUUCUAUGUACGGAUAUGUGUUUGAGCUUACUGGUUCGGGUCUUUCUAAAGACGAAAAUACAAGACAAUUGCUUGUUCCACGUCUGAAGAAACUGCCCAGUAAGAUGUUCAGGUACAUUGCUCAUAAUAAGGAUUUUGAAGUUUCUCUUGCUUAUGAUACUGAAGACCUAUUACCACCUGGUGUUCUUUCACAUACGUUCGCCCACUAUGUUGUGUCUGGCCUGACUGAUGCUAGUGAGAAGUAUUCAACACGGAAUCUAUCUUCACCCAUUAAGGCCAGCCUUCAUUUUUCACUUAGUAGAAGUGGUAUACUUUCUUUAGAUCGAGCAGAUGCUGUUAUUGAAGUAUCUGAGUGGGUAGAAGUUCCGAAAAAGAACCUGACAAUGGAAAACUCAACGUUUGAAUCUCCCAACAUGUCAGCCGAAGCUAGUCCGAAGAAUGCAUCAGAAGAAAUUGAUGAAAGUUUGCUCGUUACUGGUGAAUUGUUGAGCAACUCAUCAGAAAUAGUAAAUGAUCAAAAUAGCACAGAUAUUGUUACAGAAAAGAAGUUUAAGAAGAGGACAUUUAGAGUUCCACUUAAGAUUAUUGAAAAGGCGCUGGUCCCAGGAAAAUUAUUUUCAAGGGAAUCUCUGGCUAAAGCUAAAAGCAGACUGGAAAGGUUAGACAAAAAAGACGCAGAAAGGAGAAGAACUGAAGAGUUGAAAAAUGACUUGGAAGGAUAUAUAUAUGCUACUAAAGAAAAGCUCGAUUCAGAUGAAUUCGAGAAAGUAUCAUCCAGCCAGGAACGACAGUCUUUCAUUGAAAAGCUUGAACAGGUUCAGGAUUGGCUUUACAAUGAUGGCGAAAAUGCAUCCGCUGCUGAAUUUCAACAACGCCUAGAUUCAUUAAAAGCUAUAGGCGACCCUAUAUCUUUUAGAUAUCGCGAGCUUACUGCACGACCAGAAGCAACACAACUUGCUAGAAGAUACUUUGAUGAGCUGCAACAGAUUGUGCAAGAAUGGGAAACAAAGAAAUCUUGGCUUCCAAAAGAGAGAAUUGAUGAGGUAUUGACUGACACCGAAAAGGUAAAGAAUUGGCUGGUUGAGAAGGAGGCCGAACAGAAGAGGACUCCUGUAUCUAGCAAGCCGGCAUUUACGUCUGAAGAACUAUAUGAAAAGGUGUUCGAUCUUCAAGAUAAGGUUGCAAGCGUUAAUAGAAUUCCCAAGCCAAAACCGAAGGUGGAGAAGGCUGUAAAGAAUGAAACAGAAGGCAUUGGUAAUAAAACAGAUAGCAGCAACUCAUCCUCUCAAUAUAGUAGUGGCUCACAAGGAGAUGAAACAACUAAUGACUCAGAGGUAUUGGCAGAGGAAAGGUCAAAUGCAAAUGAGUCAAAUUCUCGUGAUGAGUUAUAGUGUUUAAUUUCAUCACAAGUGUUAUUAGUAUCUCUUUACAAAACGGAUAUAUGGGGAACGGAACGGAAGCCGGACUGCAAUAGAUUGAAAUUUAGAUAGAAAUAUAGUCGGGGCAGAUAGUGUAGCGGCGGGCUUUCUACUACAAUAUUUGUGAAUCUUUGAUAUAUCUCUACCAGUAUAGUAAUGUAAUUCAUUCCCUGAGUAUUUGUUUCAAUGAAGAUGUCAAAAAGAACCAGGAUAGGGUUAUUUCGAUUGAUAUCUUCUGUAUUACUGACUUACUGAGUGUUGGGUGCAUCAUGU
Daucus carota subsp. sativus is the source of this 3144-nucleotide messenger RNA. Its product is annotated as heat shock 70 kDa protein 17. NCBI's taxonomy places the organism in Eukaryota, Viridiplantae, Streptophyta, Magnoliopsida, Apiales, Apiaceae. The transcript has 14 exons. Gene Ontology annotation, cellular component: endoplasmic reticulum chaperone complex. Bases 136 to 2844 code for a protein of 902 amino acids. Gene Ontology annotation, molecular function: ATP binding; ATP-dependent protein folding chaperone. Gene Ontology annotation, biological process: endoplasmic reticulum unfolded protein response. The record is from RefSeq and is a predicted model, not a curated record.